AUGAUGGCAAAGAUGAAGAUGAUGCAGAUGAAUAUUUGCAAGACGUCCUGGACGGUUACAUUGGACGGUGAUGACGAUUCAGGGGUAUAUGUCAACGACCAGGAGGUGGAAGAAGAAGAAGAUGACGAAGAGGAAGAAGAAAGCAUUGAUGCAGAACUCUCCGACCACAAUGUCAUCCCAAGCGUCUACAUCAAAGCCCAAGACCCCUUCCAGGAGAGGUCUAUCCACGGGGAAGACGACGCCCGACAAUACCGGGACUCAUUUCGGAAUGAGCUAAGAUCCAUCAUUGAUGAGUACAGGAAGGUACUCCGUAUACCAUUCCACGACUUUUGCGCCAUAGAUCGCGAAGACCGGACAAUGUGCCCAGAUGUAUACCAACUGCUACAAAUCAGCGGUGCUGAUUGGUUGGUCAAUUUUCUAAUGGACGCGAUCCCUCUGCCUGUCCAAGAACUUCUCGGCAACUCGGAAACGAGCAUGGAUGAAUUUCUGGCACAUCUCCCGCGAUUCCCGGCCUUUGAGCAACGUAUUAGCUGCUACGUUGACCUGGCUCAGCAUCAGAGAACAGGAGAAGUUCGGCGGUACGUUGGCUCUGCAACAGAGAAGAUAGGCGGCUGGUCGCGCAUGCAACAGUAUCUCAAGCAAUCCGGACAGAGCUUGGAAGAAUGCCGGGAAACCGGGGAGCACCAAAAAUGGAUCUGCAACGAAGACGUGGAGCCCAACCUCUUUGUGCUGGCACUGUUUGACAACGAUGCACGGCACAAACCAUUUACGCUUCUUCUGGAGGGCAUCUUCAUGAUCAUGUUCGGAUCUCUGCGCAAAAGAACAGGCAGAUGCUAUUCCACGUGCAAUUUGGGAUUUUUAUAA
Pestalotiopsis fici W106-1 is the source of this 864-nucleotide messenger RNA. RefSeq lists its product as uncharacterized. NCBI's taxonomy places the organism in Eukaryota, Fungi, Ascomycota, Sordariomycetes, Amphisphaeriales, Sporocadaceae. The record is from RefSeq and is a predicted model, not a curated record. The transcript has 3 exons. Bases 1 to 864 code for a protein of 287 amino acids.